Branchiostoma belcheri (Belcher's lancelet) is the source of this 1361-nucleotide messenger RNA. RefSeq names its product dnaJ homolog subfamily C member 17-like. The transcript has 11 exons. The coding region runs from base 52 to 996 and encodes 314 amino acids. Gene Ontology annotation, cellular component: spliceosomal complex. Gene Ontology annotation, molecular function: nucleic acid binding. Gene Ontology annotation, biological process: spliceosomal complex disassembly. The record is from RefSeq and is a predicted model, not a curated record. Lineage: Eukaryota; Metazoa; Chordata; Leptocardii; Amphioxiformes; Branchiostomatidae.
CCCAUCUGCAAGUGGAAUAUUCCAUCGCAAAGCAUAGCGGGAAGUCACAAAAUGGCGGACAUUGCGAAAUUGGAUCUGUAUGGUUUGUUAGAAAUCGACCCCAGCGCCGACGAUAAAGAGAUCAAGAAGGCCUACAGAAAGAAAGCAUUAAAAUGCCAUCCUGACAAGAACCCAGACAACCCAAAAGCAGCUGAACUCUUCCACCAGCUGUCAAAAGCACUUGAAGUCCUCACAGAUGUCGCUGCUAAGGCAGCAUAUGAUAAGAUCUUAAGGGCCAGGAAACAAAAUGAAAUCAGGAACAGACAUCUUGACAGCAAGCGAAAGAAAUUCAAGGAUGAUCUUGAAGUGAGGGAACAGGCAGCUGCCACAGAAAAAGCUGCAGACUUCACAGCUGCAAGAGACUUGGAGGCAGAGAUUAAAAGAUUACGAGAAGAAGGAUCCAGACAGCUGGAGGAGGAAAGGGAGCGUCUAAGACAACAGCUGGAGAUGGAGAAGGAAGAUGAAGCACAAUCAACUGAAGUAGAAACACCCAAACUGAAGGUGAAGUGGAAGAGUAAGAAGGGAGAUGAGACCAAUGGAGGAUAUUCAUACGACUUCCUUAUGAGCUGCUUUAGAAAGUAUGGAGAUGUAUUGAAUCUGCUGGUUUCCAGUAAGAAAAACGGCAGUGCAGUUGUGGAGUUUGCUGAGCAGCAGGCUGCAAUAAUGGCAGUGGAGAAUGAGGUCGGAAAUCCCAGCAACCCCUUGCGACUGUCCUGGUUGACGGGGAAACCAGUGGAGGGCCGACACCCGGCAACACAUGCUGCAGCUGCACCAACACCUGUUGUAGCCAGCAGGUGGGAUACACAGACACCUCCAAGGUCGGAGACAUCUUCAGCCACAUUGAGCGACCAAGACUUUGAAAACCUGGUUCUUAUGAGGAUGAGACAAGCCCAGGAGAGGAAGAGACUGGCAGAGCAGAUGCAGGCAGAAGAUGAAGAAGAGGAAAAAAACAGCUGACAAGGGGGCAAUGUCAUGUCUUAGUAGACCUUUUAACACUAACUAAAACAGUUCAGUUGUAUAAGUUUAGAACUAAAGCUCUGAAAAAUGUCUUUUUAAUAGUCCCAAUAGACAGAUAUCUUUAUUAAAUGAACAAGAUUCUGAAGACAUGUGAAAAAGACAAACUCAUAUUUUUCCUCAUAGUUCUGUUGAAGAUGUACCCCAAUAUAUGGGUAGAUAAUACUGUUAAAACAAGUCUUGUGACCAUCGGUACUGCUCAUAAUUUAUGACAAGUCUCCUAUUUGUACAGUAGGUUUUGUGUAAUGUUAUUUUUGGAAGUUUUGUAUAACAUGUAAGGCAUGCAAUUAAAGACUUUUUAUCCGUCA